This is a messenger RNA of Penicillium canescens, 1374 nucleotides long. RefSeq lists its product as uncharacterized. NCBI's taxonomy places the organism in Eukaryota, Fungi, Ascomycota, Eurotiomycetes, Eurotiales, Aspergillaceae. The record is from RefSeq and is a predicted model, not a curated record. Bases 1 to 1374 code for a protein of 457 amino acids. The transcript is spliced from 2 exons.
AUGUCGUUCCGACCGCCCACAUCCAAAUGCAAUGUCUCCAUCCCGGGUCUGGGAACAGUGGAAGGUCUCCAAUUCGCCAAUGGCGUACAACAAUUCUGCGGGAUUCCCUAUGCACAUCUUUCAAAACGCUGGACAAGAUCAAUUCUCAAGACAACAUGGGAAAAUGGACACCACGAUGGCACCAAACUAGGGAAUGAUUGCCCAAGCCCCAUAAUCGAAGGUGAUGACGCCGACGACCUCAUCCCUGUCCCAUUGGCUGCUCACUUCCCGGCCUUGCAGACCGUUGACGAACUGUCCGGUCUGGCCAUGAACAUCGUGGUUCCACAUGCACCGAGGCCAAACGAUAAACUGCUUCCCGUGUUUGUCUACGUUCACGGCGGAUCACUACUAUACGGAGGUGCAAAUUUACCCAUUUUCGACGCGGUCAAUCUCGUUUCACAUAGUAUAACCGUCGGGUUACCGAUCAUCUGUGUAAACUUCAAUUACCGCGUCGGCAUUGGCGGCUUCCUUGCCGGUCAGACAAUUGCCCGUGAAUUGAAACACGAUGGAUAUGCAGGCAGUGGCAAUUUCGGAUUCACUGAUCAGCAGGUCGCAUUUGACUGGGUACAGAAGUACAUCGGGCUCCUAGGAGGUGAUAUUCACAACGUCACAGCAGUGGGAGAAUCAGCAGGCGGCAUCUCAAUCAGCAACCAGCUACUCGCUGCAAGACCACCGGUAUUCCACCGUGCCGUGUGCAUGUCCGGCCUCUCGCCUGCUAUUCCUGCAUUCACGAUGGAACAACAUGAUCGUUUCUUCGAGGAUGUGUGUCGUCAUUUCCAAAUUGAUCCUGCCGGUCUGGAUGCACUGGAUCAUUUACGUGCUAUCCCGCAACAGGAUCUUGCCAAUGCAACACCAUCCAUUCAAGGUGUGCCAUCUGGAACGGGGAAUCCAUGUCUGGACGAUUGGUUCUAUCGCCCGGGCUUUGACCCGCGUCAGAUUCAUACUCCGCCGCCUUGGUUGAAGGGGUAUAUGAUUGGAGAUACAUACCACGAAGGUGUAAUCUUUCAUAUCAACCUUGUUGAAGAGAGCUAUGCAUCUAUCAGACAUGUCAUGACAACUCAUUUCAAGGACGACUCGUACACCGACGAGAUCCUAUCUGCAUAUGGUAUCACCGAGGGUCUAGCCCACGAGACACUGCUUGAACGCUUAGAACAUAUGUGUGGCGAUGCUAUUUUCAAAGUUCCCAAUUAUGUCCUGGGACAGGAAUGUUUGCGUCAACGGGUGGUGGAAGAGAAUUUAUUCCUGUACCAUUUCGAUCAGCGAUCUCGGAUUAAGAAUCUUUUGAGGGGACUGCGUAUCACGCUCAUGAGUUGCUUUACCUUUUUGGAAAUUUGA